Biomphalaria glabrata is the source of this 9345-nucleotide messenger RNA. Its product is annotated as poly [ADP-ribose] polymerase tankyrase-like. Gene Ontology annotation, cellular component: ciliary inversin compartment. The record is from RefSeq and is a predicted model, not a curated record. The coding region runs from base 157 to 7641 and encodes 2494 amino acids. Lineage: Eukaryota; Metazoa; Mollusca; Gastropoda; Planorbidae. Gene Ontology annotation, biological process: protein localization to ciliary inversin compartment. Gene Ontology annotation, molecular function: protein binding; NAD+ poly-ADP-ribosyltransferase activity. The transcript has 54 exons.
UGUCUUACCGCUUAAGAAGUUUACUUUUAUGAUUAACCAUAAAAUGGCGGCUUUGUAGAUUGAAGAGGCAGCUACCGGCAUUUAAAAUAGGAAUUUUACCAUUCACUACCCCUUUAAUCUCUUAGUCUGCUGCAUGCAGUCUAGGUCUACAUAAAAAUGGAUGCUAAAGAUGAAAAGACUCCAGAAGAUUCUCCUGUUCCUUCAGACACAGCAGCCUCGACUUCUGGGAAAAAGCGCAAAGCUCGUGUUUCAGAAGUUGUAGAGCCCAGAACUCCACUCAAACGCCAGCGAGUGCCUGUUUCAAGGUUUCAGUCACCUCUUGAAGAUUUAAACUUUGUCCCAGACAAAGAAGAAAAGAAAAAGGAAGAAAAUGUGACCCUGUACAAAAAGGGUGCUUUUCUAGCUGUUAGAGGUGCAGAAGGUACAUUCUAUUUGUGCCGUGCUGCACAAAAUAUCUACAGCAAGUCAAAACGUUUGCGCAUUCAGUGGCUGAGUCUUGACAAGGCCCCGGAUGUGUAUAAAUUUGAUUAUGUUGACUCUACAGAAAUGGAGACUGUUCUCACAGAAAUACAGAUGGAAAAAAUCUCCAAAGAUUGCUACAAACUUCCUUCUAGUGAAAAGAAAAGAGCUGAAAAUAUUCUGGACCGGGCAAUCAGAGUGGAACAAGGCAUUGCCACUGCUGAUGAGGUGGAGGAAGAAGCUAUGGAGGAAGUAGAGAAUGCAAAAACAGCAAAAGAAGAAGAGGAAAAUGAUGAUGAUGAUUCAGAUGAAGAUGAUGAGGAACCAACACCAAGGAAAGGUCGUGGAGCUAAAAAAUCUACUAAAGGAAAAGGAAAAGCUAGUACUCUUUCUCAUAAGAAAAAAGAAAAACCAGAAAAGAGCAAGCAGAAAGGUAAAAGUGAAAAGAAGAAAGGUCCAGACAGAAAUCUGAAACCUAACUUGAAAAUAAAAAUCUUGGAAAAAGAUCCUUUCUUUGAUACCAAAGAAAAGGUUCCUGAGGUAUCAGCCCAGAUGACUUCUAAAUUAAUAUUUAGAGCAGUCAACGCUGGAGAUGUGGAAGCUGUAAAAGAAUUGUUGGACAAAACAGAGGGUGUUACAGAUUUUGACAUAGACCGUUCGGUGUCUGAUUCUCGAAAUGCUCUUAUAUUGGCUGGCGAGUUGGGGAAACUAGAGAUAAUCAGAAUUCUCACCCAAGAAUAUUUCGAUGAAGAUUUGAAAUCUAAAAGAAAACGAAAAGCUCCACCAGCAAGUAUUAUUUCAGAGAUGGACACUGGAGUAUAUAAUCCAGCUUUCUUGGGAGUAAAAAACAUUCGAGAGCUCUCUUUGAGUCGUGGUGGUAAAGAAGGCAACAAUGCAUUCUUACAGGAAUCAGCUACAGGGGAUUCAUCUCCAGAGAUAAUCAUUAAAGCUUGGAUGGAAUAUGGUGUAACAGUUGAAGUUAUGGAGACAUUCUUACUAGCUCUUUCUGCAGCUCAAAAGACAACUAUAGAUGAACAGCUCCCUAUGGUCAUAAAUGAAAUUAAUACAGCUGUUCGCAAUGGUCAUCGUCACUUAGCUGCUAAAUACGUUGGAGAAGCAGAGAGGUUAGGCGGGUUUGGAUUUAACUACUUGCACAAAGAGGUUCUUACCUUUGAUAAGGAAGAUCUGAGAGAUAUUAUUCUAGCGGCAUCUGUUAGAAAAAAACCUUUUUCAAAUGACAGUGUAACCCCAAUUCAUUUUGCCGCAAUCAACCCAAAUGUCAAAUAUUUGACCCGACUUCUUUCCAUUGAGCCAGACAUUAACAUUCAGACUAAAUCCAGGGCUAGACCUAUUCACUAUGCAGCAUCUUGUGAAGGGACUGCUCCUCUUGAAUUUUUAUUGAAAAGGAAUGCAAGUUUUACAGAGCCAGAUAGUCAUGGUGAUUUACCAAUUCACUAUGCCAGUCGCAGUGGACGCUCUAAAAAUAUUGAAGUUUUACUUAAGCAUGCCAAAGCAGAAGCCAAAGAUGCAAGUGAAGAGGAAAAAUGGGGCGUUGGUAAUGUGAAUAAACCAAACCGUGACUCAUUUUGUCCCUUACAUCUAGCUGUGCAAGAAGGUCAUUUGGAUGCUGUGAGGACAUUGAUUAAACAUGGAGCUGAUGUCAAUAAACCUUUGUCUGCUGGCAAGAAUAAAAUUACACCACUUAUGAUUGCUGCACAGAGAGGGGAUUUGAACAUUGCCAGGCUACUUGUUCAGAGUGGGGCUGCAGUUGAGAUCUUAGAUAAAAAGAAGCGCUCCUCCUUGACCCAUGCUGUCAUCAAUGGAAGUACCAAUGUAGCAUCCUAUCUUCUGUACCUUGGUGCUGAUCCCAAUCGUGUGGAUUCAUCCAAUAACUCUGUGGUUCAUUAUGCUGCAGCUUACGGCUGGUAUUUCUGUUUGAAAUUGCUAAUUAAAGAUGCAGGGGCAAAGCCUGAUGAAGCUAAUGAUUGGCAGACAACACCAAUCUGCAUUGCAUUUUUGAAAGGGCACCAUGGCUUGGUUGAAAUGCUGUUCAAUCAUAAAGGAGUCAAUAUUAAUUUCAAAACAGAUAAUGGAAUGACAUUGGCUAGCAUCGCAUGCAGGAGCCGAUUAGUUCCUGGUUUAGAUACUCAAAUUGAAAAUCUCAUUAAUGUCUACAAGGCUGACCCCAACAUUUGGGAUGUCAAUGGAUUUAAUUCUCUUCAUCAUUUGGCAGCCAACAACAUUAAACUCAAGGGGACUCAAUGGGCUCCAGAAGUGGACCCAGAGGCAAUGAAGAUCAGUGUAAAAAUAGCAGAAAUUCUAAUUGCUUCUAAAUGUGAUCCUACUCUUCAGACCAACGAUGGAAAGACACCAAUCAUGCUGGCUAUUGAGCAGGUGAAUGUUGAACUGGUCAAGUAUCUUGUAGAAAAUGGUGGCACAGUGUCACCAGACAAAAACAAUGAUGAAAAGACAGUACUUCACCUUAUGGCAGAGCAGUGCUGCACAGCAGAUCUUACACCUAUCUUGAAAAUACUGGCCACACAUUUCACAGAAGUAUUUGUUUUCCAACAGAAGUCACUGAAGCAGUCAGUACCCAGUGAUGGACCAAAGGAAAAUGGAAAAGUGACCAUAACUGAUGACAGUACUAAGGAGAAAACAGAGGAUGAAAAAAUGGAGGUGGACUCAGAUGAUAAAAAACCAGGAGAUAAAAAAGAGCCAAGUGUAAAUAAUAUUAAUGGAGACAACUCGGCCCCAGAGAAGAGGGAUGAGACUAAGCCAGAGAGUAAUGAUACAGAGAAAGUAUCUUGUGUAUCGCAGCUGGAGGUACUCAAGAAAAUGGCCCAGGAUAGAGAUUUCCUUGGUUUCACUCCUCUUCUAAGGGCUUGCUAUGUGUAUAAAAACUUUGAAAUUUCCAAACGAGAGGACACAGAGAAAGUACGCUUUGCUCUAGAUUUUAUUCAAGGUUUGAUUGAUUGGACAGGUUCAGAUGUGAAUGCUGUGGUAGGACCUAAGAAGAUUCCUGAUGACCCUAAACCUCAUUAUGUUACUGAAGGCCUUUAUUCCCCUCUUCACUUCAUGGUCAAUGCACUGUGUGAAAAGAAUGAUGCCUUCAUUGGUCAAGGUGUUCAACUUUUGCUCAAGUAUUCCCCCAACACCAACCAGAGAGAUCUGCAAGAGAAGACACCACUUGUUCUAGCUGUAGAAAGCUUUAGAGAGGUCAUAGUUAAAGCCCUUCUUGAAGGAGGUGCUGAUCCAAAUGUACCAAUUAAAGGACCCAACUUUCAAGUGUCUCCAAUUCUUUUGGCAGCUGAACGUGGAGCAUUAGAGAUAAUGCGUCUAUUGAUACAGUACAAAGCUAAUGUGUUAAGUAGUAGAUCAGAUACUCUACAAACUCCUCUGCAUGUCAUGGUGACUAACAGAGCUCGUGAAGAUGAAACCAUUGCUAUAGUGCAGACCUUGCUGCAGGCUGGUGCCAAUAUUAAUGGCCCAGAUGGCGAAGGCAACACACCACUCCAUCUUGCUGUUGGUUCCAACAAGGGUCAUUCUGACUCCUCAACUAGCCUGGAAGAGUUUUUAUUGGAUCGUGGGGCUAAUGUAUUUGCUAAAAACAAACAUUUGAUGAUGCCACUUCAUUUGGCUCUACAGAAAACAGGUGUUGAUCCCAUUGAGCUGUGCAGUCUAUUGACUAGCUCUAUGAGAGAUCAGAGAGUGGAUGAGCCAGACGAGAAAAAGUGUACGCCUCUUCUUUAUGCAGCCAGUUCUGGUUCCACUAUUUGUUGCAUGCAUUUACUUCAGAGGGGAGCAAAUAUUGAAGCUAAAGAUUACAGAGGAAAUACACCUUUGAACUUAGCAAUCUAUGGUGGCUUUGACAGCUGUGCCAUAAUGCUGAUGCAGCGAAGUGCUAGCCUAUCGUUCCCCAUAGUGGUUGAUUUACCAGGAAAGGAGAAUGUCAAGAAAGAUGUAGGGGAAGAUGUCAAGAAAAAACGUCCCUCUUUGCUUUGGCGUCCCAAAAAACAGUGGCAGAGUAGACAACCUAAAGAAGCUACAGUUCAAGUGUUAUCAUUGUUUGAGGGAGCUGUUAAAAAAGACCUUCCUGGUGUUGCUCAUAUGUUACUUGAUGCUCUCGGUACACCCAUGGAAGCUGUGGAGUCUGCACUUAACCUCAGCAAGUUUUACCUAGCACUCCGCCUGUUGCGCAGAAUUCCUGAUGUCAGCAGGCUACAUGCUAAAAAUAAAGAAGGUCAAAAUCUCUUUCACGUCUUAGCUUCAAAGACAAGCAAGCAUGACCCCGACCUUCAAAUUAAGGUUGCUGGUGCUUUACUGGAGAAGAGACUGAAUUUGGCAGACAAAGAUAAAUAUGGUAUGACUCCACUGAUGUAUGCAGCACUGAGGCAUCAGUCAGUUGCUUUGGCAAAGUUUCUUAUAACAAAUGACCUAAAAUUUGAUGCUAAAACUAAGGAUUUGAAAGGAAGAGACAUAAUGGCUGCCUUCAUGUGGGACUACAACUGGGUUUCUGAUAAAUUUAAAAUAGAAGAUGUCAGAGAAUGGUUAGAUGUGCUUGUAGAUCUAGGCAAGGUGAGUUUGAAUACACUAUAUGAUCACCCACUUCCAGAUCCUCUGCUCCUUGGUGCUUCUAUUCCCUGUGAACAGCCAGAUUACUUUGGAAGUCAGGGCAAAGAGCUGACCAGCCCUCUCAUUUUCGCCAUUCGAAACUAUGACUUUGGGCUUGCCAGGUACAUGCUAUUGAAAGGUGCCAAUCCUAAUUUUCCAGACAGUGAUGGCUUGACUCCAAUAAUGCAUGCAGUUAGAAUGAAUGAUGUGAAGCUUGUUAAGCUCUUACUCAAUUAUGACUACAAUCCUGAUGAGAGUCUAGGAGAACCUACUGAGCUGAAACCUUUACUGAGCAAGGAACAAUCGCGACAAGUCAUCACAAUCAAUUUCCAAGCACCUAAAGAAAAGAACCCUGAUGAUCUUUUAGAUGAGGAGGUUGCUGAUGAAAUCCAAGAGGAUGAUGCUGUGUCACUUUCAAAACACACUGAGGAGAAUGAAGAUUCAGUGGCUUUAGAAGAUGAAGAUGAAGAAAGUUUGGAAGGUGAUGAGGACAAGGAAGAGAAAGAUGAAAGUGAUAGGGACACAGAUAUUGUAGAGGAUGACCCACCUGUGGUGAAAAGCUCUGCUGCUUUGUCUCUGGUACCAUUAGAAGCUAUUGACCAGCCUGACAUCAAGAAGUUAACACUCAUUCGACAUGUUUCACAGAUGAAUAAAGAAAGAGAGUUUAUUAGUAUUGAAAAGACAAGUGCUGUUGAUUUGUCCAUUGUUGACAAAAAUGGCUGGACUGCAGUUCAUCAUGCCGUCUGCUCCCUGGAGUACGGAACAUUUGAUAAUGCUGAGAUUGUAUACUUACUUGGCAAAGCAGGAGCUUCACUGGAGGCCAAAAAUAAAUCAGACCAGACCCCCAUGGAACUAGCCCAGAAAAGCAAUGCUGAGAAUAUUGUCAAAGUUCUGAACAGGUUGCUGGCUCUACCUCCAUACAACAAGCCUAGUGAACCAUUUGUCAGAACCGUGCAGCCCUUUACUGUGUCUGACUCAUCACCUGGCAUCUCAAAACCUGACAACAAAGCUGAUGCUGAAGAAAUGUUAACUAAAUUAGACCAGGCAGCAGGUGUCUUGGAUGAGGCUGAAGAAUUGCCAAAAGUAGACUCCUCCAUUAUUGAUAUUAAAAAUGGCGGGGUAGUAGCAAGAAGUCCAAGUACCAACAUUCCUUAUGAUGUGACUUUAAGUAAAGUGGAUGUCACACAGGGAGUUUGGGGCAUGUAUAACUUUUAUAAAAUGCAGAUCAUUCACCAAACUGCUAAAAAUGUUUACAUCCUCUUCAAUCGUUGGGGAAGAAUUGGAGACAGGGGCCAGUAUCAACAUACUCCAUAUCAAACACUUCAGGAGGCAGCUAAGGAGUUCUGUAAAAUUUUCAGAUCAAAGACUGGCAAUGACUGGAAUAAUCUGAACAAAUUUCAAAAUCAACCUAAAAAAUAUCGACUCAUGCCAAAGCCAGAAAAAUUACACAAGCAGCAUAAAGUUGAAUUAAAUCUGGAAUCAUCUGUACCUUGUAAACUUUCAGAGCCUAUUGCUGAUCUAGUGACAGAAAUGAGCAGUGUAGCUAUGUUGCAAGCAUCAAUUGAAGACAUUGGCUUAAAUGAAACUUUUAUGCCAUUUGGAAGAAUGAAAAGAGAGACACUACUUGAAGCCAGAAGAAUUUUAACAGAUAUCAGUGAGCUCAUUGAUAAAGUCAUAAAACUACGCAAUCAUUUAACUCAAGAUGUCCAUGCAGAAUAUCAAGCUAAUUGUGAAGAGAUUGUAAAACUGACCAAUGAAUAUUACCAUCUGAUACCUAUAUAUGGCUUUGAGAAUGAGACUAUUCAACCCAUAUCUGAAAAGAAAAUGCUCAGGGAACACACCAAGCUUUUAGCAAACCUUAUGGAUCUGCAAGUGGCCAGCAACAUUUUGCUUGGAGCCAACUUGCGUCAAGCAGAAAUCAAUCCUUUGGAUUACAUCUAUGGCAGCCUUGACUGUAGGAUUCAGCCCAUGUUGGAAGAGGACCCUGAAACUCAACUUAUUCUCACUAAUAUUCAUGCAUCAGUUCCAACAGCCAACAUAAACAGAAUAUUUAAAGUCUCAAGGGAGGGUGAAGAUGCAAGACUGGCAGCCUUGAACUUGCCUAAUCACCAGCUCCUCUGGCAUGGCAGCAGCAUGUCCAACUUCAUUUCUAUAUUAUCUCGUGGUCUUCUGGUCACUCCACCUGAGGUGCCAUGGACAGGUCAUUUGUUUGGAGAGGGUAUAUACUUUGCUGACACAUUUUUAAAAAGCUCUCACUACUGUCAUAAUCAUAGUCCUAAAUCAAAAUGCAAGCUCAUGUUGCUUUGUGAGGUGGCAUUAGGCAAUUCCAAAAUUGAUGUCAAGCAUGGAGAUGAGGACCAUCUUGAUGAGGACAUAAACAGUUUAAAAAUACUGGGCAGAAAUGCACCUCUUGAGGACUUUGAUGCUAGACUACCUUUUGGAGCCACCUUAUCCCUAGGUCAAGUGAUACCUAUGACUUACCAGCCACCUGCAAAGAUCAAUCACAAUGAAUACAUAAUUCACAAUUCAGACCAGGUUGCCAUUAGGUAUCUUGUGUUGUAUAAUGGUUAAGUUUCUACUUCUCAAAAAAAAAACAUUUUUUUUUGUGUUUUCAAUUUUACUACUUGCAUUUGUUAUUUUAUGGUUUUGAGACAACUCAAUCAGUGUUUAGGUUUUUAUGUUACAGUAUAAACCCAGCAUUGGUUUUUUAAACUUGUUUUUAGAAGAAAUAAUGUUGGGAUCAAAUAGUUGUAACUUGACAAAAUAAUUUUGUACCUGUUCAUGUAGUGAAACUUUGUGUUUAUUUCCAUUGUUAAAUUUUUCUGUUGAGUUGUAGUGUGAAGUUAUAGUGAAAUGUGAAUUGACCCAUACAGAGAUUUUAUUGUCACAUUCAUAUGUACAGUUCCUUGAAGCAAGUUAGAAAGUCACUAAGUGUCAUUCAUUUCAUUGAACAGUACAGUUCAUUUAGGGCCAUUCUGUUUAUGUUCUUCAUUAUUAUUUUUUAAAAUUUUGUUUUGCAUGCAUCCUAAAUGUUGCACAAGAAGUUAGUGUGAAUGCCCCUCAGGUUUCAACUGACCAGGUUACACUGUUUAUGAAUAUGUUGAUAUAUUCACAUGGUGUAGAUUGGGGUCAUAGUAUUAGUAUGUAUACUACAACUGGGUGGGGGAGGGGGGGAGAUAAAUGGCAUAUUUGUGUUCUCUUAUUCUUCAAGUAAGGUCAUUUCCUCCAGGAUAAUAAAGUUAUUAUAUCUUCUCCCUUUUUGUCUUAUAUUUUUAAUGAAAUUAAAAAUGACAGAAAUGAACUUUUAAGCUAUUACUGUUUCAAAGGAUAGCAAAAAUACAUCUACAAAAAUUAAUAUAUUUACAUAUUGUAUAUCUAAUUUCAGUAUGUGUUGUUAUGUCAGUAUUUUAUUGUAAUACAUUUUGGUAUGCAACACAGUAGACAUAUUUACAUGCAUUUUUAGAAAUUAAAGCUAUUUUGUGGGUGAGGAGGAUGAAAUGCUUAGAAUUCAUGACAUUUAAUUACCUUUUUUCUUUGGAUAUUAAAAUUUUUUAUUUUUAAUGAAAUUUAAAUAAACUGCUCUUAUUGAGAGUCAAAUUUUGUGAAAGCAGUUAAUAAGAUACUUUCAUUUGACUGCAAAGGCAAGGCUUUAAAACAGACAAUACACCUCAAAAAGUUAUUAGGCUUGAAGAGAUGAUUAAUAAUUGAAGAGAUGAUUAAUAAUUGAAACUGCUGACUUUUUUUUGUUCAACCCUAACAUCUUUUUUAGAUGAAAUUUUUAUAUUCUGUUAUUGCUCCUAUGUUUAUGUCUCAAGACGGGGACAUACUUUGAUUUCACUAAUUGUAAAAGAAACAUCUUUGGUUUUUCUUUGAAGUGUUAAAGGCUGAAACACAUUUAGAUUAAUACUUAUGUUGUUUUUUUUAAAGGUUUCCCAAAUUAUAAGUUUUGACUGUUAAAUAUUUUUUUAUCCUUUUGAGAUAAUUGUUGUUGUGAAUAUUUUUUUUUCACUACAAACUUUAUAGUAUGAUUAAGUGACAGCUUUAUUUUGUUGUUCUAUUAUUGUAAACAAAACACACACACACACAAGAUGAACUGUGUCAGCUUGAAGUAGUGUUGAUACUGUGUUUAACUCAUUAAUGUGUUCAUGUCAUUGCUGUUGAAAGAUCUAUCAUGUGAGUUUUUGUGGUCUCUCUAUUGACAUUGUCCCAACAUUCAUGUUUUAAGUAGCAAAUUAUCUGUUUAUCAAAAUUCAAAAUAAAAAAUUUUCAAUUUAA